CACUUGCUGAGUGACCACUUUUUAAUUGCUGGCUAUGAAAAAUGGCUUCAAACAACUGGUUUUGCCGCAGUUGUGAUUACUCUAGCAUACUCAGCGGGAAGAGGUGUGCCCAGUGUGGAAAUAAGAGGGAACACACAGGAAAAAGUGGUCAUACCAAAGGGCAAGGUUCACCAGAAGAGGGGCCUAGUUUUGGAGGAGGACUAGACAAUGAAGUACGUAUUGUACUGCUUGGAAAAGCAGGAAGCGGAAAGAGUGCAACGGGAAACACCAUUUUGAACGGAGGCUUUUUCGAAUCUACGACUUCUGGUUCGUCUGUUACCUCACAUUGUACCAGCAGACAUGCGCAGCGAUUCGGAAAAGAAAUUCUAGUUGUUGACACACCGGGAGUUUUUGACACCACCUCACCUAACGACGUUGUGCAGAAAGAAAUUCUUAAAUGUAUCGGAAUUACUUCCCCUGGUCCUCACUGUUUCCUGUUAAUAAUGGGACUUGGUCGCUUUACCAAAGAAGAAGAAGAUAGCAUCAACCACUUUGUCACCUAUUUUGGAAAAGACGUCUUUCGUUACUUCAUUGUACUUUUUACCAGAAAGGAUGAUCUUGAUCACCACGGAUUGACCCUGGAGGAUCAUAUAAGAACGGCUCCACCAAACCUUCAGGAAAUUAUUGAUAAGUGCGGCCGUCGCAGUAUCGCCUUUAACAAUCGAGCUCAAAGUCCUGCUUGUCAUGAUCAAGUUAAAGAUCUUCUCGAUAUGAUUGAAGACAUUAUGCGUCAAAAUGGAGGAAAUUGUUACACUAAUGGUAUGUAUACAGAAGCUGAAAAAGUAAUGAAACAGCGACAACAAGAAAUUGAGAGAGAAAGAGAAAAAGAACGCGAAAUCGAGAGAAAAGAAAUUGAAAAAGAAAUCAAACAAAAGUAUAAACAAAGAUUUGGCGCCCACUAUGAAAGUCAAAAUGCUAUAGAACAUCGUGUAGCGGAACUGGAAUCUAUGCGAGAUUAUCAUGUUCACCGAUCAACUACUCUUGAAAGAGAAACCCGGGAAAUUGAGGAACAGAUAAGCUAUGAAAAAAGACAGCAUGGAUCUCCUAACACAGCUUUAUUGAGCAAACUGAGACAGUUGGAACAAGAACGAAAAAACAUGGCUUCAGGUAUUGGAAUAGCAAAGGAAAAUGAGAUUCAAGAGCUGAGGCACGAACUCAAGCGCCUGCAGAAGCAAGCAAAAAAAAUGAAAAAAGAAAAGGAGAUGAUGUAUCAGGAUAGACUCAAGCAGCUAGAGAUGAAGUGCAACCAGUAUCCACAUCCCCGUCAGGAGGCAAGAACCGAGGUGGAGAAUAGAAGCGGGAACUUGUUCAGUUCUCUAUUUGAUUGUGCAAAGACUGUUGUUGGUUUCUUCCGCAAACUGUUUUAGACAAAACGUUACUAGCCUCCGUUAUGAUUUGAUCCUUCUUGUUAGAAGUUUACUUUGUGUCAAAAUUAGAAAAAGAUGACAGUUGUACCUCAAAGUUGCGAUGGUGGGUCAUGUAGAUAAAAUGUGGAUCAAAUCAAAUCAACUUCUGAUUUCAAUACAACUUAUUCUUUGUCAUUGAAGAAAUAUGUAUGUGCAAAUAUCGAACAGAUAUCUUGAUAUUUAGAACAUUUCUUUUUAAUUUCAACCUUACUAGUUACCACAUGUAAGACGACAGCACAAUGUCUGUUGAUUUUCUUUAUCUAUAAAAGUGUUUAUUAUUUGUAAAAGAAAAUAAAUGGCAAUCGUGUC
Magallana angulata is the source of this 1754-nucleotide messenger RNA. Its product is annotated as GTPase IMAP family member 4-like. Gene Ontology annotation, molecular function: GTP binding. Lineage: Eukaryota; Metazoa; Mollusca; Bivalvia; Ostreida; Ostreidae. The record is from RefSeq and is a predicted model, not a curated record. The transcript has 3 exons. The coding region runs from base 42 to 1406 and encodes 454 amino acids.